AUGGUUAUUGAAGGUGUAUCUUUAUACAAUGAGAAUAUCAAUCCAUAUGAUGGGGAUUUAUUUCACGAGACUCCAUUGGCUCUUGUAUUUUUCAGUCACUUGACAUCAACUUUUUCAGAUUUUUAUGUAUCAUUAGUAUUUAUUGCGUGUGAUCUCAUAACUGCCUUCGUAUUGUACUAUACGUCUAAAAUUUACACUGAAAAUUUGCUUAAACAGCAAACCAAAACAAAGCAUGUCUACAAUAAAGAAUUUAGCAAAUUAUUGAUACCAGAUGACUUCUCAGUUAUAAAUCCGUUUUAUGUUUGUUCAGUUUACAUGCUUAACCCAUAUACGGUGUUUAGCUGUAUUUCAAGAACAACAACAGUAUUCAACAACUUAUUUUUAGCACUAUGUUUAUAUUCCAUGGUAAAACGGCAUAGACUAUUAGGAUGUCUGAGCUUAGUAUUAGCAUCAUUGCCAACGUUUUACACAUUUGGUCUACUAGCCCCGUUAAUGAUAAGUUGUGUACCAAAUGACUCUAAAAAUAAGACUGGUUCAUUCAUAAUUACAUUUUUAACUUGUGGUACCAUUAGUUGCUMACUUCUGUACUUAUGCUAUACCAUUAUGAACGAAUGGACAUUCCUAGACUCUGUUUAUGGCUUUAUAUUAAAUGUACGUGAUUUAAAACCAAAUAUUGGCUUGUUUUGGUAUUUCUUUACUGAGAUGUUUGAACAUUUUCGUGCACUAUUUGUUUGUGCUUUUCAAUUAAAUGCAUCUGUUCUAUAUGUUAUUCCAUUAAGUAUACGUCUCCGCCGUGACCCAUUGUUGUUAGCCACCAGUUUGUUAGCAUUAACUGCGGUUUUUAAGUCAUAUCCAAGCAUAGGAGAUGUUGGAUUUUACCUCAGUCUUCUUCCAAUUCAUAGACAUCUAUUCUACUUUAUGCAACAAGCAUUUAUUGUAUCAUGUUUCUUUGUGGGUUGUACCGUUUUUGCUCCUACUGUGUGGCAUUUGUGGAUUUAUUCACGUUCAGCAAAUGCAAAUUUCUAUUUUGGAGUUACUCUUGCUUUUGCCACAACUCAAAUAUUCCUGAUCACUGAUUUAUUGUUUGCAUAUAUCAAGCGAGAGUUUGCACUGAAACAUGGCAUGAAACGUAUGAUCAAUGGAAAAGAAGCUCGUUUAAUGCUUGAUUAAUAUAAUUUUAUGUCAAAUAUUUAAUGAAGAAUUCUAAAAUUUUGAUUAUUUAACAACUUAGAAAAAAACAUU
Molecule: messenger RNA, 1242 nt
Organism: Diuraphis noxia (Russian wheat aphid)
Lineage: Eukaryota; Metazoa; Arthropoda; Insecta; Hemiptera; Aphididae
Gene: PIG-U
Product: phosphatidylinositol glycan anchor biosynthesis class U
Biological process (GO): attachment of GPI anchor to protein
Cellular component (GO): membrane; GPI-anchor transamidase complex
Source: RefSeq, a predicted model, not a curated record